Colletotrichum spaethianum is the source of this 1893-nucleotide messenger RNA. Its product is annotated as ubiquitin carboxyl-terminal hydrolase 2. Lineage: Eukaryota; Fungi; Ascomycota; Sordariomycetes; Glomerellales; Glomerellaceae. Bases 1 to 1893 code for a protein of 630 amino acids. Gene Ontology annotation, molecular function: cysteine-type endopeptidase activity; cysteine-type deubiquitinase activity. The transcript has a single exon. Gene Ontology annotation, cellular component: nucleus; cytosol. The record is from RefSeq and is a predicted model, not a curated record. Gene Ontology annotation, biological process: protein deubiquitination.
AUGCCCGACAAAAACAUUACGACCAUUUCCUAUGCCGCCGGCGCAUCCCUAGCCGCCAUUGCCCUCGUCUACGUCUUUGCGCCGACGUUCACAAUCGACGAAUCCAGCACCUCUUCGUCUCGGAGGAAGGGCGUCGUCGGUUUGCGCAAUGCUGCCAACGACUGUUUCAUCAACUCGACGUUGCAGGCCCUGGCCGGCCUCGUCGAGCUGCGCGUCUACCUGAUCCGCGAAACCCACCGCCGCAAUAUCGACGAUGAGGGUGUUUACGCCCAAUUGGUCCAGCCGCCUGGCAAGACCUACCCGGACUGGAAGAUUGAGGGUAUGCAGCGCGGCUUGGUUACACAGGGGCUGAAAGACAUGCUUGACUCGCUGAACGAGCGGCCAAUCUACAAGAAGUCAAUAUCCGCCAUUGAGUUCGUGCGGGUGCUGGAGACCGCCUUCCGACAGCGCAUCAGCCGACAGCAGCAGGACGCUCAGGAGUUUCUGCAAAUCGUGGCCGAGAGACUCAAGGAGGAGUACCACGCAGGCGAAAGGGCCCGCGCACAUGCGAGAUUGGCGGCCUCGCGAGCCACGUCACAGGGCGCCGCCGUCAAUGGCGACGCAGUGCAGCAAAAGCUCGAGAAUCUCGACCUAGCCAACGGUCACGAGUCGUCUUCCGCGUUGCCGACGCCCACGAUACCCCAGAUUCAAACCAACGGCAUCCAUCCACCCCUCGACGAAGACGAAGGCUUUCCCAUGGAAGGCAAAUACGAGUCGCAGUCAGAGUGCCAGACGUGUGGUCACAAAACCAAGCCGAGGGAAGAGUCCUUCUACAUGCUGACAUUGAACGUGCCUCAAGUCAGCUCCACCACGCUUAGCUCGUGCUUCGACGAGAUCUUCAAGACGGAGAUGAUUGAUGACUUCAAGUGCGAGAGGUGCCGGUUGAUCCAGGCGGAAGAGUCCCUCAAGAGGGACAUGGCCAACGCCCGGAAUGAGAGCGAGAAGACGGCACUGGAAGAAGCGGUGCGUAAAUUGCGCCAUGCAAUUGACUUUGACCCGGAACACGUCCCCGAGGAUGUGCUCCUUCCCAAUAUUAGCGAGGCGCCCAAGCGCAAAAUCGCACGGUCGACGCGCCUCACCUCCUUUCCGCGCAUCCUGGCUGUUCAUCUUUCGCGUUCCAUCUACGACCAGACAUCGACCAAGAACUCGGCCAAGGUCGCCUUCCCCGAGCGCCUGCCCCUGGGCGGCCUCCGCGACCGCCGCAACUAUAAGCUGCUGGGCCUGGUUACGCACAAGGGAAGCCACCACAGCGGCCAUUACGAAUCGUUCCGGCGCCAAAACACGUACGCCCCUUACUCGAACCAGAAUACGUUCCAGCCCUCGGGCAUCUACAGCAAGACAGCCAGCCCCGCCGCAACACCGCAGCCGUCAACACCGCAGCUUGACGCCAUCGCACGCGGGGUGAGCCCUGCGGUGUCGACACCCGAUCUCCUAACCCCGAGCUCCGAAACGGACUCGUCUACCCCGUCCAUCUCCUCGUUCGACGCAUCGUCAAGGGACCACAUGAGGAAGCGCGUCAGCCCGACCUCUGCCCCGCGCGACAAGCACAGAGAGCCCGACUCGGCGAGCAUCCGAUCCGUGCGCUCGCUCACUGCCUCGGCGAAGAGCACCGUGUCCAAGUUCUCGCACAGGGUCAACGGCAACAGCACGCCCGGAAGUAGCCCGCCGCGCUCGACGCCGAUGGCCGUAGCACCGCGGCCGCCGGUGCACAAGUCGCGCAAGAAGCAGCCCGCCGACCGCUGGUGGCGCAUCAGCGACGAAAAGGUCCGCGAGGCCAAGACGAGCGAGGUGCUCGACCUGCGCCGCGAGGUCUACCUGCUAUUCUACGAGCUCGAGAGGGAAGGCAGCCCGUAG